Cladocopium goreaui is the source of this 633-nucleotide messenger RNA. NCBI's taxonomy places the organism in Eukaryota, Dinophyceae, Suessiales, Symbiodiniaceae. The record is from the annotation of a GenBank genome assembly.
AUGGGUUGCUGUGCGUCGACGUCGGCGGACGCAGGGCCGGGACCAUCGCGGUUGUUGCGGCUGUCCGUGGGCAGCCAGAGUAUCGAGGAGGAGAACGGCGACCGGCGGGUUUCAACCGCCGUGGAAAACGGUGGAAAGCCUGGAGAGGACCCCACGAGUCGGGAGGAGGAACAGAACCGCGCGUCCUUUCGCUCCUGGACCGAUCGCUCGGCCCAGCAGCCCGACCGAUCACUGCACCAAUACUGGGUCAUGACGUUGGACACCUUCCUGGGUGAAGUCGGUCGUCGGCCCUCGCUCUUCCAAACCAUCGUGGAUCUGCGUCGCAGGACAGCGCGCUGGUCCCGGCGCUUCAGUCCGCGCAGCUCCAUGCAGAGUCGCAGCUCGAUACCUGGCGAUCGCAGCUCCGUGCAGAGCCGGGACCGGCGCGCCUACUUGGCACCGCAGGUCUCCCGCCGCAGCCAUGCGGAGAGCCAGUCAGCGAUGGUAGGGUCUGACAUUGGAAGAAGGAUUGAAUCCCUCAAUGUGUCACAAGCCACCAACAGCGGCAGUUUCAGGGUCAGUCGUGCGAGCCGCGUCAGCUUUGACCCUGGCCUGGACGAAGCGAAGGGCGACGGUCUAGGCCUGCAGGGUUAA